UGCCGCAAUGAGCUCCGAGAGCUGCGUCCAGCCACCGAUUCAUGAUCAUAGUGAGAAGGAUGCUGCAACAAGCUUUGAGAGUAUCCGGCCGCAGUGCCAUCCCCCUGAUCAAGUGGAUAGAGAGGUGGGCUGAGAGCGCAUCCGCCAAGCAGCAUGCAGCCAAGACCCUGCAGGACAUGCCCGGACCCUCCGUGGUCAGUUUCGCCUGGGACUUGUUCGCCAAACGGGGGCUGUCCCGGCUGCACCAUCUGCAGCUGGAGGGCUUGCAGCGAUAUGGUCCCAUGUGGAAGGCGAGCUUUGGCCCCAUUCUGACCGUUCAUGUUGCUGAUCCAGCGCUCAUUGAGCAGGUUCUGAGGCAGGAGGGCCAGCACCCCAUGCGCUCUGACCUCUCCUCCUGGAAGGACUACAGGAAGCUCAGGGGACAUCACUACGGACUCCUGACUUCUGAGGGGGAGGAGUGGCAGUCGGUGAGAAGUCUCCUUGGUAAGCACAUGCUGCGACCCAAAGCCGUGGAAGCCUACGAUGAAACCCUGAACGGCGUGGUCAGCGACCUCAUUGCCAAACUUCGCCUGAGCAGAAGCUCUGAGGGCCUUGUCGUUGACAUCUCAAGCGAGUUCUAUCGAUUCGGCCUCGAGGGCAUUUCCUCGGUUUUGUUUGAAUCAAGAAUUGGUUGCCUGGAUGAGGUUAUCCCUGAAGAGACGGAGCGUUUCAUCCAAUCGAUCAACACCAUGUUCGUAACAACGCUUCUCACCAUGUUCAUGCCGAAGUGGCUCCACCGGCUGUUUCCUAAACCCUGGAACACCUUCUGUCAGAGCUGGGACUACAUGUUCGACUUUGCUAAAGGCCACAUUGACCAGCGUAUGACGGCUGAAGCAGAAAAGGUUGCCCGUGGAGAGGAGGUGGAGGGCCGCUAUCUGACCUACUUCCUGUCGCGGGCCGGGAUGCCGAUGAAGACUGUCUACAGCAACGUCACAGAGCUGCUUCUUGCAGGAGUCGACACAAUCUCCAGCACCAUGUCCUGGUCGCUGUACGAGCUGUCCCGUCACCCUGAGGUGCAGGCAAUGCUCCGGGACGAGGUGUUGAGCGUGCUGCAGGGACGAAGCAUACCGGAGGCAGCAGACGUGGCCCGCAUGCCUCUCCUGAAGGCCACCGUCAAAGAAGUGCUUAGGUUGUACCCGGUCAUUCCUGCCAAUGCAAGAGUCACUACAGAGAGAGACAUCGAGGUUGGAGGCUACCUCAUCCCUAAAAAUACUCUGAUUACCCUUUGCCACUUCGCGACAUCACGAGAUCCCGCCGUGUUUCCGAAUCCAGAUGAAUUUCAGCCCCAUCGCUGGUUGAAGAAGGACCAGACGUUCCACCCGUAUGCCUCCAUACCCUUUGGGGUGGGAAAGCGCAGCUGCAUAGGGCGUCGCAUCGCCGAACUGGAGCUCUACCUCGCUCUUUCGAGGAUCCUCUUAGAGUUUGAUGUGAAGCCCGACCCAGAAGGGAUUUCUGUGAAACCCAAGACCAGAACGCUUCUGGUUCCUGAAAGUGUCAUUAGCCUCCAGUUUAUUGAACGAUGACCCACUCUCCUGAACUGGUCUGUUGCACGAACGAGAAUGUUACUCUCUCGCCGUAGAGAGUGAUAGCAGGUGGAGUUAUCGCAGGAAACGUGAGGCUGUUGCACGCAGUAAGGGCGGACCUUCGACCUUUGUCACUGAAAAGGCCAAAGCCCUCCAUAUCUGUUACCUAGUGUGUCGAGGCUGCUGGUAAAGGAGGGCAGAUGAACGAAUGAUGAGCAGUGACAGCUCAUCACUGAGGAUUUCCUCUGGUAUAACUCCAAAUGUAAUACUGUGGGCUGAUGUUUUUUUAGAAGUAUAUCACCAUCAAGCUCUUAUUUGCACCUCGGCCAAGAGUCAUCCAGUGAUCACCUUCAGUAUGUUUCAAAACCCAAAAUGCAAACUUUAUCCUUAAGUGAGCCAGGCCAUUGAAUUUGCACCAUUUCUGUAUUUGACACUGAUUUUAAUGUAACCCCUUCAUAAAUCUGAGUUUACCUCUGAUGUUCUGCACUCUUAACGUAUGUGCCCUGGUCGUGCAAAUAUUUAAUACAAAGAGCGUUUCUGUAAGUAAGUCUGAGACACAGUAUGUUGUAUUUCUAGAGACACAGACACAUGAACACUGUUUCUUCAGCUGUUGUAGGAAUGUUGAGUUGACAGGAUGUAUUAAUCAAAGUGUUCUUCAUAAGGUGAUUAUGGUUCACUUUUAGUGACGGGUUCCUUUAAAAAAAUGUUUUUAUAAAAACGGCAGCUAUUGAAAUGAUUCCUGUGUAGAAAUAUAUGAUGCUGUUUAAAAUCCCUAAAAGAGGCCUCUUUGCACUCAGGUAUUGUCUAUACUGUCUUUAACAUAUGCAACAAUUUAAGAGUGCAGCACAAUGCUACUUUAUCUGUCUUACAUUGUUUAUAAACCUACUAGUUUGAGUGUUAUGCCACCAUUUUGUAAAUGUAAUACGUUUCAGUAACUGAACUCUAUUUAUUCUAAUUUAACACAUUUUAGAACUGGUACUGUAAAUAUCAUUAAAAAAUGUCAGGUUGGACUUUG
Molecule: messenger RNA, 2577 nt
Organism: Gymnodraco acuticeps
Lineage: Eukaryota; Metazoa; Chordata; Actinopteri; Perciformes; Bathydraconidae
Gene: cyp27b1
Product: 25-hydroxyvitamin D-1 alpha hydroxylase, mitochondrial
Exons: 9
Coding region: 42-1562 (506 amino acids)
Biological process (GO): C21-steroid hormone biosynthetic process; cholesterol metabolic process; cellular response to peptide hormone stimulus
Cellular component (GO): mitochondrial inner membrane
Molecular function (GO): monooxygenase activity; iron ion binding; oxidoreductase activity, acting on paired donors, with incorporation or reduction of molecular oxygen
Source: RefSeq, a predicted model, not a curated record